GGUGCCAUCAGCCUGAUAAACAAACCCAGAGGGCCUCAAAACUCUGCCUACAGAGUUUCAGCAGGGAAUAGUCUCAAAAUAGUUUUAGGGUGAAGGAUGAUUAACAGUGUCAGUCAGUCAAGCAGAGGGCCAGAUGAUCAAACAGGAAUAGAAUUUCAGUACAAAGCAAAGCAAAGAUGCUAUAUGUGCUGAUAGAAGCACAGAGGGCCUGGCUGGAUAAAGUGCAGAAAGACAAUGAGCUGGCCAAACAAGAGACUAGAAUUAUCUCAGAAGACAAAAAUGGCUUUGAAACUGAACAAUCUGGUCUGGGUGUUCUUAGGCCAUCCCUGACCAAAGGGCCUAUUUCUUUCCUCUGUCCAUGCCAAAUAAAUGAUUCUGAGUGGUUUACAUUGAGUCCACAGGAGAGAUUGGCUUGGGCAAAAGAAUCCAGAGACCCUAGGAUUUCAGAAGGUCAGCAGUCUCCAUUGGAGAAAAAGAUCCUGAGUUUUGGUGGUGUGCGUACAACAGCAGCAAGACACUUCGUAACUCAGAAAUGCCACGAGGAGAGCAGAGCACUCUGCCAGGAGCAGGCGCACUCUCUCGACUACUGGCUGGCGAAAGCAGAGUCCUAUUAUAACAAGAAAAUAACGGACUUGAUGAAAAAAGACACAGGUGGUGAAACAAAGACAAAAGUGGAAGAGGAACCACCUCCACCACCACCACCACCACCACGCACAGAGAGACAGAAACAGCAUUAUUGGGUGUCUGAGAGAGAGAAGAAGCAAAUAGAAAGGCACAUUCAUAGAACAGGCCAGGCCAGAGAAUUUAAGGACAAACCCUGGAGAGAGAGAGAGCAACGACUCUUUAGUGAAACAACACUACCCAAAAUUGUGCUAGAGAAGGAAAGCAUUCCGAAAGAACAGAAAAAAAGGCAGACACUUGAGAGAAAACUGCUCCAAAUUAAAGAUCACCGGGAGCGCAUGAUUCGAGGGAGGGAACUUCUACAACAAAGGCUCGAAGAACGAAUCUUGAGAAAAAGCCUGAGCCAGAUCCCGCUUCCUGAGAAACGCGAUCGAAAUCCAGUGAAGAAACAGAGAAAAGAGUUUGAGAAGGUAGUUGCAUACCCACUUUUCCAGCCAUCCAAUACCAGUCGGAUUAAAGUAGAUAUUCUUAUGGAAAAAUCUCAGGAUGAGGAGGACUUGAGCACAAUUAUAAAACCUUUUGGAAGGAAAUUCUUAGCUGUACCACCCUUUUUGAGAACUCAAAUAGGAAAAAUAAAGGAUAUGUAAAGUUUCAGAGCUUUGCUGACAGAA
Messenger RNA from Mastomys coucha (southern multimammate mouse), 1292 nucleotides. RefSeq lists its product as uncharacterized. Lineage: Eukaryota; Metazoa; Chordata; Mammalia; Rodentia; Muridae. The coding region runs from base 177 to 1268 and encodes 363 amino acids. The transcript has 3 exons. The record is from RefSeq and is a predicted model, not a curated record.